Messenger RNA from Symbiodinium sp. CCMP2592, 1194 nucleotides. NCBI's taxonomy places the organism in Eukaryota, Dinophyceae, Suessiales, Symbiodiniaceae. The record is from the annotation of a GenBank genome assembly.
AUGCGAAGGUCUAUACAGGACUUCCUGGGCAUCAAGAGGAUGUCGCAAGAGCAGCUCACAGCUGCUCUCGUGAUCCUUGCGCUGCGCGGCCUCAGCAAAAGCGAGGACUUCUCGAAGCUUUGUCCUCCCAGCGAGCGCCGGACGCCAGAGCAGGUCCUGAAUUAUGCUAUCUCACACCUGGAUGCAUUCCUGCCCUCCAUGGCGUGCUUGCGCGGCGACGCCUACGACUACCUGGUCUCAACGGCGCGAAUGCUCAAGGAGUUCAACUUCGCUCAGCUGCUGCAGGGGGAGAACAACCCGCACUCGGUCUGGCUGCUGCAGUGCAGCUUGCAAGAAGAGGGAGAGAAGGUGUUUGGCAUCUACCUCUUCGUGCAGGUGUGCAUGCUGUGCGGCGUGACGGGACAUGUGACUCUGAAGGGUUCCAUGUUCUUGAACGAGCUGAACGGCCGCUCCUUGUUGAAAGGCCUUGCUUGCCUGCAGCACGUCUCGGAUGAGGAGCCUCAAACCGUCUACUGGAGAUACAUUGCAAGCCGUGCACAGGCGCUGAAUCUCCAAGUCAAGACGCCGAGUCACCUGGUCCUGGCACGCCUCGCUUGUCUGACGCGGACGGUGGAGUCCGAUGCGUUGCAAAACUUGGCUUCCGAUUGGGAGACACUGACGGCGGCAGAGAAGGACGCCCUCUACGAGAUUUUCCUCACGGACGGUCUGUACCACAAGGCCUUUAUCUUCCUCUACCUGCCGAUGUUCUUGACCAAUGCCGUGGCAAACCUUGACUUGGGCCUGCGGCGCGGACUCCAAUUCCUGGUGGAGCUUUACAAUAAGCUGCUGAUGCACCGCUGCCUCAGCGCGGAGGUUUACACCGUCAAGGUGGAUAUCUCCUCGCUCGCGGCCUUAGCCAAAGAAGUCGAUGACGUGCGGUUGCUCCGGCAAUGCUUGGACUACUCACGCAUCGUGCAGCACGCGCACGGAGUGACGGUUCUGCUCACUGCAGAGAGUUAUCAAGUCCUCUCAGGCCAACUUGUGAACGAGAACCGAAGUGCCGAUCUGCUUGAGAUGAUGAUGGCGCAGCAGCGAAGAAUUGAGGAAGCGGUGCUCCAGAAGGGCAAGGGUCCACGACAGGCAGUACUCCUACGGCGUGCCUCGACGCAGCAAUCGAACCUGAAUAAUGAGCAGGUUGUGUCGGACUCCUUCUGA